GCAGAAGUAACCACCUGUGGUAUAUUUGAAAGACAAGUUCCUCACUGUGCUCAACCAUACAAGGGUGUAUGAUGUAGUCAAUCUUGUAAGUAGCCAGUUUCCACACCAGUUCUUUUAGGUUGCUAUAAUAGAAUAUAUUCUUGUAUUGAGCGGUGUAGACGUAAGUAAACAUCUGGCUUCCUUGACCAGGUCUGAAGUACACUGGAUUGAUCUUAAACUAAGGUUGGGAACCAGAAAUGUUUGGGAUACAGCAAACUGGCAACAGUGAAUAUCAGGUUAUAUGUUGAUUAAUAUGUUACAAGUAAUUGAAAGUAUUCACCAAUUUGAAAUCACUUGUUUUCAGCGAUAUAAUGACCUCAUAUGAAUCGAGUAAUAAUGAAUAUGGGAAUUGCGAUUGGUUCCGUAAUAUACAGUCACGGAAAGGUCCUCCUGAAUUUAAACCAGAUUCUUCUGUAUUCAGUAAAGGCUUCUUGGUGGAUAACCGUACACAACGUUGAUGUUGGUGGGGAGUUGGAAAAUGACAUCUGUAUCCUGAGGCAUAGCAAUACUGUGUGUGUUGUUGGUCUUGCCUUUGGACACCACAUAUUUAGACGUUGUGCUACGGACUCAUUUGAUAACAAAUCUGCAGCACAUCACCAAAUCUUGGGAUUGGACUAUCAGAUCUCCAGUGGAUUAAACCGUUUGAAAAACAAAGUCAAGGGUCGUCGUAAACAUGGAGGACAUGUUUUGAAUAAAUCUACUGAUAUACUAGCUUAUGCUGUUUGUGAUCGUGGAGUAAAACAUCCUAUAGUAUGCGGGAUUCCAGGACGUCUUCUGGAAGUAAACAGUAAUCUCGAUAUAAAAGGCCAACCUGGUUCUUGUACACCCAUACAUUCCAGUAGAUCUGAUAAUUCAAUUUUUUCUGGUUCAGUACUAAAGUUAACUCCGUUAAUAGACAAUGGGGACAGUGCUGUUGUGGGCACCUACUUGUCUAUCAUAAUGCAGACUUCAAAGUCGAAGAAUUGUCAAAAUAGGAAAAUAACUGAGGACUCUGAGGUAGCAACUUCACGGGGUGAUUCUCCUAGUCGAAGUCCCGUAGCUCCUGUAGAUGACGUUCCAGAAUAUAUUGACUGUCUCGACCAGCUAGACAAUACAUCACAUAUUGAUGAUUUUAUUGCACAAACAUCACUCUCCAAAGCUCAAAAGGUACUUAACUGGAGUGAAUACGUUACUCUUAGAAAACCUCAUUGUACAUAAGAAAUCCCCAAUAAAUAUUUUUUGUUGUUUUCAAGAAAA
Messenger RNA from Heterobilharzia americana, 1275 nucleotides. The record is from the annotation of a GenBank genome assembly. NCBI's taxonomy places the organism in Eukaryota, Metazoa, Platyhelminthes, Trematoda, Strigeidida, Schistosomatidae.